CUGAACGUACCCCGUACGAUUCGCUUCCAUUCCGAGAUCCGGAAAAGGUUGGCGUUGGUUUUGUGUGAAACUUUUCGUUUGCCUGUUUUCUUCAAUACCAUCUACACUUGUGUGAAUAUAGAACUAUAGGAGAGAGGUCGGGUACAGUUAUCAUAUAUAUUCGGUCUGUGAAAUAUAAAAGAUAAAGAACCAUGUCUUACAUGUUACCACAUUUACACAAUGGAUGGCAGGUGGACCAAGCCAUUUUAUCUGAGGAGGAUAGAGUAAUCGUGAUUCGUUUCGGGCACGAUUGGGACCCUACAUGCAUGAAAAUGGAUGAAGUUCUCUAUUCCAUCGCAGACAAAGUGAAGAACUUUGCAGUCAUGUUUUUAGUUGACAUUACAGAGGUUCCUGAUUUUAACAAGAUGUAUGAACUGUAUGAUCCCUGUACUGUCAUGUUUUUCUUCAGGAACAAACAUAUAAUGAUUGAUCUGGGCACUGGUAAUAACAAUAAAAUAAACUGGACUUUAGAAGAUAAACAAGAAAUGGUGGACAUUGUUGAAACUGUUUACAGAGGUGCCAGGAAAGGACGAGGUUUGGUAGUUUCACCGAAAGACUAUUCAACAAAAUACAGAUACUAAACUUCAGUUAUAUACCACUGUUACAUAGUCAGCAGUUGGGACCUUUUCACUGCUGUUAACAACUGUUGUUUUCUUUCUCCACAAGUAAUACUGUAGUAGCGGGUUGCUUUUAUCAAUGAAUGUAUUUAGAUCAAAGACUUUUCGUAUUUAAAACCUGUAAAUUAAGUCUGUAUGUUGAAAACGUAUACCGUACAAAACUUACACAUGAUUGGUAAUAACUGCGCUAUUGCUAUAAGCAUGAAUAAUGUAGAGUGUAAAUCAGAGGGUAAAAAUCAAAUUGAAGCUCACAAUAAUUGCAAGAUGUAAGUAUGGUAUCCAGCUUACAACUUGACAGUGCUCUGGGGAUCCAAAUAUUUAAGGAAUGCUCUGUAUGUUUGCAAAAUUUGGGUAAUUCUCGUAGCAUCCAGAUCCCAAACCCAUUGCUUUAUGUUAGGUUCUCCUCGUUAGUUUUCUACUUUAAUUAAUUUUUACUAUUCAUUCAUAACAAAGCUGUAUUGCUUCUCACCUGGUAGAAACUUAUGUAGAUGUGUGUUAUAUGUAGGUGUACUAUAGGAUAGUUUUUAUUAAUAAAAUAUGUGCAUAAUUACUAGUUAAUUUGCAUAUUGAUUUGUAGGUUUUAUG
Saccoglossus kowalevskii is the source of this 1241-nucleotide messenger RNA. RefSeq names its product thioredoxin-like protein 4A. NCBI's taxonomy places the organism in Eukaryota, Metazoa, Hemichordata, Enteropneusta, Harrimaniidae. The record is from RefSeq and is a predicted model, not a curated record. Gene Ontology annotation, biological process: mRNA splicing, via spliceosome. Gene Ontology annotation, cellular component: U4/U6 x U5 tri-snRNP complex; U5 snRNP; spliceosomal complex.